AUGCGAUUAAAUGUCAUUAUCGUACUGACUGACUGGCCAAAUAAUCCAGCAAAACCCGCAAAAGGCUUUCAAAGGGCUAUGUUCAGAACUAGUUCCCCAGGAAUAUUGUUUCCGUCUAACUGUCGUACGCGCAUCUUACGAAACCGUUUCUUGGCCUGCUAGUCAGUCUGUCGUACUCGUUCUCGUUCUCGCUAAAUUUGAACUCCGAUUGGUCCAAAGCACACAUUUUCGCUUCACUUACCUAUCUGAAUCCGCCUUCUUUCUU
Periconia digitata is the source of this 265-nucleotide messenger RNA. The record is from the annotation of a GenBank genome assembly. NCBI's taxonomy places the organism in Eukaryota, Fungi, Ascomycota, Dothideomycetes, Pleosporales, Periconiaceae.